AUGUUUGACCUUUCGCCACAAGAAGAGAAAACACGCCCACGAAAGAAGAAGAAAGCUGAGACUUACGAGGCCAACGGCGUCGAAGCGACCCUGCGGCGCGUGGGUUCGCGUUCCAGACGGGACACCACCCAACGGCGUCUUAACACCGGAACCGUUUGA
Messenger RNA from Colletotrichum abscissum, 159 nucleotides. RefSeq lists its product as uncharacterized. The record is from RefSeq and is a predicted model, not a curated record. The coding region runs from base 1 to 159 and encodes 52 amino acids. NCBI's taxonomy places the organism in Eukaryota, Fungi, Ascomycota, Sordariomycetes, Glomerellales, Glomerellaceae. The transcript has a single exon.